AUGGGAAGUAUACUCUUCAGCAAUGACAGGCAAUGGCAGGGAGGUCCCGAGAUUGUGCUCGAAGGCAGAGAGAAGUACUUGAAGACCGAAGACCCGAAGCACUCACAGGGAGGUCCCGAGAUCGUGCCGGAAGACAAACAGAAGUACCCGAAGACCAAAGUUCCAAAGCGCUCGCAAGGAGGUCCUGAGAUUGUGCUUGAAGACAGAGAGAAGUACCCGAAGACUGAAGUCCGGAAGCCCUCCAAAGGAGGGUUCGAGAUGUACCAAAGGACCAAAGUCCCGCAGCACUCUAAAGGUCUCUGCAUCGUGCAAUCUAUACUACAAGCCGUAGUGAUCGCGGCAACUGCAGUGGCUCUGUAUGUUUUGGUGACUAGCAAGCAGGAAGCCGUGAUUAUGGGCUUGGUCUUUGAGGCCAAGUACAGCUACUCACCAGCCUUCAAGUUCUUGGCGGGUGCGGACGCUGUUGUAUGUGGUUUCUCUGCAUUGUCAUUGAUAAUCUCCUGCGUUGCCGGGUCACAUUCGAAAUCCUGCAGUCAUUUCGUCCUUUUUCUGCAUGACUUGGUCAUGACGAUGCUGAUGAUCUCAGCGUUCUCAGCAGCAAUACGUGAAGGCGCCAUUGCUAAGUAUGGUGCGGAGCACAUGGGGUGGACGGCCCUCUGCAAUAGAGUCCCUGAGUUUUGCAACAGAGUCACGAUCUCAGCUGGGUUGUCCGCUUUCUCCUGCGUUGCUUACUUUUUACUUACAAUCAUGUCUGCUAGACGGUUAAUGUUCUCUUCUUCCAACUAA
Punica granatum (pomegranate) is the source of this 786-nucleotide messenger RNA. The record is from RefSeq and is a predicted model, not a curated record. NCBI's taxonomy places the organism in Eukaryota, Viridiplantae, Streptophyta, Magnoliopsida, Myrtales, Lythraceae.